UCUCGAUUCUCUGAUUCUUCUCUUGUCUUUCCUUUCUUUCCUUCGCUCGUUAUCCUCUCUUCCAUGUCUGCCCCGUCUUCCCCCACCCUCGGUCCAGUGGCACACGAAAAAGGACGCACGAAGAGGAGAGAAAGGCCUCCUGCGCUCGACAUCGCAGACUCCAAGGCGGGGUCGGACGGGGAUGUACGAUACGAGCGCGAUGCCGCUAAAGAUGCGCGAAAGCAGCCCUUCCUGCAAGUCGUCGGCGCAGAAGACCAGCACACCGAUGCUGAGACGGACGGCCACCGCCCCGCCUCGGCCACGUCCUCUCUCGAUCCCUACUACUUCGGCGUGCACAGCCCAUCCGAGUCGCCAAUCCCUCCCGUCCCCAGCCUGCCCAAGACUCCCGAAAUGCACUCCUACCUGCACCGUGAUCCUGUGACGCCCGGAAGGGACCCUGCAGCGAUCGACAGGCGCACUCUGGUCGGGGUGGGUGAACUUGCUACCCCUCGCUGGGCGCGGGGAGCGCGUAACGACGACUCCGAAUUCGUGCCCCAGGAGCGUGUGGAGGAGGUCCAAGAGGAGGAGGGAGUAGAUGGGGAAGGGUUCGACGAUACUCAGGAACCGGAUCACCCCGACAGCCCGUGGACGAUUGAGGCUGUGGACGGGGAGCAGGAUGAGCAGGACGAGCUCAUGGAUGUCAAGCCUCUCACUCGCCCCCUGCGCAGUCGACGAUCAGUAGCGGACGAGAGCGGUGGCGAAGAAAUCUUGUAUCCCCGUCAUCCCCACCUACAUGCUGAUGAUGCCCCGCCGCCUCCCAAGCUGCCCACUCGCCCCACCGAGGCUCUAGCGGCUGCUGCGCUAGACUCUCCCUCCGACAACACGUCCCCACCAAGUGCGUUCGCGGCUCCUGCGAAUCGCGCGAGGAAGCGUACCUCGGAGGAGUUCGAGCUGGACGACAACGGCGCGCUGGUGUCAAAGCAUUCGUCGAAUACUACGCCGGGGGCAGGGAAGGACAAGGAUAAGGUCCGGAGGCAUAGAAGCCUAGGUGUCAGGAUGCCUGCGCCGGUCACUCCAAAGGAUAAGGUCAAGGAGCGCAGGAGGGACACGCUGUCUCUCAGCGUACGGCAUUCGCGUCAGACUUCUGGUGGUGGUUCGUCGUCAUCAAGCCAUGGCGAGCCCCUCCUCUCGCGGCGCAUGCACAACUCCGACUUUUCACACCUCCCUCCGUCCCCGUCAUCGUCAUCGAUCCAGCAGUUUCUCAAGCAGGGUGGCAACACCAGCAGCUCCGCUUCGUCCCCCCUUCACGCGCAGCCACAUCUGCCGCACAACGUCGCUCAUUCGUUGCUGCGCGGCACGCAGGAAGGCUGGUCCGAUUUGGACGAUCAAACGACCAUGGAGGCGCUCAGGAAGCUGGAUGGGCUGUCCAGCAAGACUGCACGUGCCCGCUCCAGCAUCGGGGGUCACAGCAGGGUCGGUAGCUCCAGCCGACCAAGUACUCCUGCCAAAGCCUCCACCACGACUCAGUGGGAAGGUAUCGAGGGCGGGCGCAGCAGCAAGCGUUCCAGCAUGCAUGCGUCGCUCAGUGGGAAGGAGAAGUCUAGGGACAGUGCUCACCGUCAGACCAUCGGCCUUGGACUAUCGACAGACGGCGUCGUAGAUUCCGAUUACGUCGUCACUAGCGGCGACGACAUGCAGCAUGGUUCUCCGCCGCCGGAGAACUCGACGAAGAAGACGGGGACAGCGAGUGCUCGGUCGAGCUUCACACCCAAGCGGGGCUCCAGCUCUUCGGGUACUUAUGC
Messenger RNA from Trametes versicolor FP-101664 SS1, 1781 nucleotides. RefSeq lists its product as uncharacterized. The record is from RefSeq and is a predicted model, not a curated record. Lineage: Eukaryota; Fungi; Basidiomycota; Agaricomycetes; Polyporales; Polyporaceae. The annotation marks the transcript as partial. The transcript is spliced from 3 exons.